This is a messenger RNA of Phytomonas sp. EM1, 1005 nucleotides long. The record is from the annotation of a GenBank genome assembly. Lineage: Eukaryota; Euglenozoa; Kinetoplastea; Trypanosomatida; Trypanosomatidae.
GCAUAUUUGUAAGGAUAAGAGUGAACUUAUAGACAUAAGGAAAAGGAAAUGCAGCCGCAGUACAUUCAGGGUCUCUAUCCCCCUUUCAACAUGCAACAGCAGCAACCACCUCAGAUGCGUGUCGUAUCCGACUUCACGCCGGAUGCCGUGAAGGAAAUGCUCACGAGUAUCGCCAAUCUUUAUCGGGUCGAAACGCGUGAAAAGGCGAUUUUGGAUCUCUCUAGACAUCGAGAAGAGUACGCCGUUCUAGGCCCCACCCUGUGGUAUAGCGUCGGGGUGAUGCCGAUUAUUCUGCAAGAAAUCGUCUCCAUGUACCCUUUGCUGAGCAUCUCGGGGCAGGCACCGAUGAAGGCCGCGAUCAACCGCGCGAGCAGUGUGCUGACGCUGCUGCAGACCGUCGCCCAACAUGAAGCGUCGCGGAAGCCGUUCUUGGAAUCUCAGAUUUGUCUAUUUCUCUACCCUUUUCUGAGGGUGCCGCCGAAUGAGCGGACGGAGGUUUUACGCCUCACAUCGCUCGGUGUCAUCGGCGCCUUAGUGAAGUCCGACGACCCGGCUGUCAUUACCUACUUGUUGAACACGGAAAUCUUCCCACUGUGCUUGAAAAUUAUGGAGCAUUCGGUCGAGAUCUCCAGGAUAAUAUCCACCUUUAUCGUCCAAAAGCUUCUCCUCUCCGAUCAAGGUCUUCAGUAUGCAUGUCAAACGCCUAACCGGUUCACCGCGGUCGCCGAGGUGUUGCAGUAUAUGGUGUCUGAAAAGGAUGAAAAUGGCCAACACGUCUGUGCGACGCGGUUGCUUCGACAUAUUAUCCGUUGUUACCUCCGCCUUUCUGAAAAUGAACGCGCGCGGGAGGCUCUUCCGAAAAUACUCCCCGAAGAGUUGCGCAACAACACGUUCCACCAAUACCUGGAAAAGGACGCGAAUAUGAAAAAAUGGCUGCUGCAACUGUUAGUGAAUAUUGGGGAUGAGGGCGCCAAACGAAUUAACGAGAUCGCGAAGGUUACCUAA